AUGCCACACCUUCCUUCUAUCUUCCUUCUAUCUGGAUAUUUUAUAGCGGGUAUCAACGCUGCUAUAGGACCCGUUGCAGACCUCCACAUUGUCAACAAGGUCAUCGCACCCGACGGCUACUCUAGGGACACUGUCCUUGCCGGUGGUACCUUCCCUGGACCACUUAUCACUGGUCUUAAAGGAGCCGAAUUCAAGCUCAACGUCCAUGAUGACCUGACAGACACCAACGGAAUGCUCACUCCGACUUCGAUUCACUGGCACGGGCUGUUUCAGCACACCACAAACUACGAUGAUGGUCCAGCCUUCGUCACCCAGUGCCCGAUCUCUCCUGGACACUCCUUCCUGUAUGACUUCAAAGCACCCGGUCAAAGUGGAACAUACUGGUACCACUCUCAUCUAGGAAAUCAAUACUGCGAUGGAUUACGUGGCGCCUUCGUCAUCUACGACCCCCAGGACCCCCACCGUUCGCUAUACGAUAUUGACAACGAAAGCACCGUGAUAACUCUCGCGGAUUGGUACCAUUAUUUAUCGCUGAAUGCUCCUGCUAUCCCGGCUCCUAACUCGACUUUGAUUAACGGCUUGGGACGCUAUAAGGGUGGCCCUUCUAGCCCUAUCGCGGUCGUGAAUGUGGCUUUCGGUCUCCGGUACCGCUUCCGCCUUGUAUCGAUCUCGUGUGAUCCAAACUUUGUGUUCUCUAUUGAUGGGCACUCUAUGACUAUCAUUGAGGUGGAUGGAAGCAACGUUGUACCUCUUGUUGUGGACUCUAUUCAGAUAUAUGCGGGUCAACGCUAUUCCUUCAUCCUCCACGCAAACCAGAAGAUCAACAACUACUGGAUGCGCGCACUUCCCAAUGAAGUCAAUGCGACCACAAGCGGUGGGAUCAAUUCAGCUGUCCUGAGGUAUAUCGGUGCUCCUCUCCGGGAUCCUACCACCAAUCAAACUGCGACCGUCCUUCCCAUGGUUGAGACCAACCUCCACGCGCUCGAGAAUCCAUCUGCUCCCGGUGCACACACUCCCGGAGGCGCAGACAUCAACUAUAACCUCAACGUCACCUUCGACGGAGCUCACGGUCAAUUCGACGUCAACGGCGUGCCCUUCGUACCUCCCACAGUGCCUGUUCUCCUUCAAAUCUUGAGCGGAGCACAGCGCGCACAAGACCUUCUUCCGGCCGGAAGUAUCUACUCUCUGGCGCCCAACAAGUCCGUUGAACUCGUGAUACCGGGUGGCGCUGUCGGCGGUGGUCAUCCCGUCCAUCUCCAUGGGCACACCUUCUCUGUUGUUCGCAGUGCCGGGAAUUCUUCCUACAACUGGGACAAUCCCGUUAAGCGUGACGUCGUCAACAUCGGAACGACGGUAAACGAUCAGGUCACCAUCAGGUUCUUUACAGACAACCCUGGACCUUGGUUUUUACAUUGCCACAUUGACUGGCAUCUGAACGCUGGUUUUGCUGCGGUAUUCGCUGAAGACGUGCAAGAUGUGCCACUGGUCGAUCCUACGCCUGCUGCUUGGAAGGAUCUUUGCCCCAUCUUCAACUCGACCACUCCGGGACCUACCCCCGCUGCCGUUUCUGUCAUCAGCACCAUCGCUGUGCCGACUUCUUCACUCAUUCCUUGAUUCGUAACGGUCAACUUACUUAUUGUUAAUCAUACUACC
Messenger RNA from Stereum hirsutum FP-91666 SS1, 1653 nucleotides. RefSeq names its product laccase (gene Shlcc10). Bases 1 to 1614 code for a protein of 537 amino acids. The transcript is spliced from 21 exons. The record is from RefSeq and is a predicted model, not a curated record. Gene Ontology annotation, molecular function: copper ion binding; oxidoreductase activity. Lineage: Eukaryota; Fungi; Basidiomycota; Agaricomycetes; Russulales; Stereaceae.